AUGCCAAAGCGUAAACCCACCAAGCCCGACCAAAAGUCCGCAUCCAAGCCCGACUCGAAGACUGUUUCCAAACCCGACUCAAAGUCCGCACCCAAGCCUAAUCCAAAGUCUGCCUCUAAACCAGCCCCAAAGUCCGCCUCCAAGCCCGUGAGAGAGACGAGGAUCACGUUCACAUACCCGUCCCUCCACGAGGCCGUCUCGGAAGCCGUAUCCGCUGAGAUAGCCCCUCCACGGUUCGAAGAAGAUGGCAGCAAUGGGACCUCCAACAACUCCUUCAGUAGCAACGUGAUGGGCAAGUUCACGUGCACCAACAGGAAGUGCUCCAACGCCCGCUGGUCCAGCAAGAAGGUGACCAUCGUCAUCAGGGGGUACCCGGGAAACGGCUACGACGCCCUUGUCUACAACCAGCGCUGCCGCGGCUGCAACGGCCUCGGCACAUUCGCCCUCAACAAGGACUCGUACGUCGAACGGGUCGCGUACCGGCUCAAGAGGUGGGCAGGCAUCCAGAUGGAACCGCCGCCGUACACGAAAAAGGCCACUCCGCCGCACAGGGAUGACCUCUGCGAGGGUUGCAAGCAAGGGGUCUGCAAGCAGGGGAACGGCGGUGGAAGUUUCGAAUUUUGA
Colletotrichum destructivum is the source of this 624-nucleotide messenger RNA. Its product is annotated as Putative ZAR1/RTP1-5-like, 3CxxC-type zinc finger. The record is from RefSeq and is a predicted model, not a curated record. The transcript has a single exon. Lineage: Eukaryota; Fungi; Ascomycota; Sordariomycetes; Glomerellales; Glomerellaceae. Bases 1 to 624 code for a protein of 207 amino acids.